AUGGAUAGAAAAGUGCGAGCGGUGAGCAUUUUGCUCGGUGUUUUUGUGUUAUUUUGUAAAGGAGAACAGCUGGUAGCUGCUACAUCUAAUGUAGCAUCGUUCCCGAUCGAAGACAUUGCAGCGGAAGAAGAUACAAUGCGGGUGCUCGCGAAAGCCUUCAACGCGGAUUCUGUAAAUCCUUUCCUGAUUGGUGGUGGACCGGCCGUAGUUGGGGCAUACCCGGCCCAGGUUGCCAUCCAGAUCGGCGUUACAACGUUCUGCGGCGGUACUAUCCUGAACCAGAACCACAUUCUAACGGCCGCUGGCUGUGUGCUGGACGGGAACAAUAAUCUGAUCGCGGCCAAUCAAUUCACGGUACGAGCCGGUGUGCUGACGGUCGACCAAAAUGCACCCGCCCUUGCUGUCCAGCGUGUUUUCCCCCAUCCCCAGUACAACCCGUGGACAUUCGAGAACGACAUUGCGGUGCUGCGGUUGACGAACAACAUCGUGUUUCCGCAGGUUGCCACACCAAACAUGGCACCGGCCGAGCUGAAUCAUCGGAUUGUGCGCGAUGGGGAGAUUUGUCAGGUGCUCGGCUGGAACUGGUUGCCGACCGCACAGAACGUACCGCUGCAGAUGUUGAAUGUCCCAUUUUCGUCUCGUGCGUCCUGUACCAGCCAGCACCAGGGUUUGCUGCGCGACUCGAUGGUAUGCACGGAGCUAACGGUCGCUACACACGGUGUCUGUGCUGCGAACCGUGGCGGUGGUCUCUACUGUAACGAUCUGCUUACCGGUGUCAUCUCGUUCGGGUUCGGAUGUGGUACGAACAAUACGUACACGGUGCAUACGCAGGUCCGGUACUUCCACCACUGGAUACAGCAGCAGUUUGUGCGCACCGAUACCCCUGUGGCUGGUCCGACACCGAUGCCCGGUGUAGUUGGUGGCGGUGGCGAUGCCAGCACCAUCACCCUUUCCCUCGCUACCAUCGCCGUAGCGAUCGUAUCUGCCCUCUUCCUCAGCUAAGCAAGUU
Molecule: messenger RNA, 1009 nt
Organism: Anopheles maculipalpis
Lineage: Eukaryota; Metazoa; Arthropoda; Insecta; Diptera; Culicidae
Product: trypsin-like
Exons: 1
Coding region: 1-1002 (333 amino acids)
Biological process (GO): proteolysis
Molecular function (GO): serine-type endopeptidase activity
Source: RefSeq, a predicted model, not a curated record